Molecule: messenger RNA, 498 nt
Organism: Scatophagus argus
Lineage: Eukaryota; Metazoa; Chordata; Actinopteri; Scatophagidae
Product: histone H3
Exons: 1
Coding region: 42-452 (136 amino acids)
Cellular component (GO): nucleosome
Molecular function (GO): protein heterodimerization activity; structural constituent of chromatin; DNA binding
Source: RefSeq, a predicted model, not a curated record
UUACUAUAUUUUCUCGUGUUCACAGAAACGAAGAGGUAAUAAUGGCAAGAACCAAGCAGACUGCUCGUAAGUCUACCGGUGGCAAAGCCCCGAGGAAGCAGCUGGCCACCAAGGCUGCCCGUAAGAGCGCCCCGGCCACCGGCGGUGUGAAGAAGCCUCACCGUUACAGGCCCGGUACCGUGGCUCUGAGGGAGAUCCGUCGCUACCAGAAGUCUACGGAGCUGCUGAUCCGCAAGCUGCCCUUCCAGCGCCUGGUCAGAGAGAUCGCUCAGGAUUUCAAGACCGACUUGCGCUUCCAGAGCUCCGCUGUCAUGGCUCUGCAGGAGGCCAGCGAGGCUUACCUGGUCGGUCUGUUUGAGGACACCAAUCUGUGCGCAAUCCACGCCAAGAGGGUCACCAUCAUGCCCAAAGACAUCCAGCUGGCCCGUCGUAUCCGCGGAGAGAGAGCUUAAACUGUCUGCUCCUGUACAAACCACAACGGCUCUUUUAAGAGCCACC